AUGGCCUCGGGACCGCCGCACGUGCCAUCACAGCAGGCGCAGUACAGCGGGUCCUCCCACUCCACGGGCCCCUACGUUGGCCUCGCCGCGCCGCCGUUCCACCGGGGGGCUGUGAUCACCGACCCGACGGCGCCGCGCUUCGCCAAGCUCGCCUUCGCCACCUACGACGGCACCGAGGACCCCGUCAACUGGCUUAAUCAGUGUGACCAGUUCUUCCGGGGGCAACACACGCUCGCGUCGGACCGCACCUGGCUCGCUUCAUAUCACCUCCGAGGCGGCGCACAUACUUGGUAUUACGCUCUCGAGCAGGACGAGGGCGGCAUGCUUCCAUGGGAGCGUUUUCGGGAGCUCUGCCUCCUUCGCUUCGGGCCGCCGAUACACGGGAGCCGGCUGGCGGAGUUGGGUCGUCUCCCCUUCACCUCUACGGUGCAGGACUUCACCGACCGCCUUCAGGCCUUGGCGUGCCACGCGCCCGGCGUGACGGCUCGCUAG
This is a messenger RNA of Aegilops tauschii subsp. strangulata, 492 nucleotides long. RefSeq lists its product as uncharacterized. The record is from RefSeq and is a predicted model, not a curated record. Lineage: Eukaryota; Viridiplantae; Streptophyta; Magnoliopsida; Poales; Poaceae.